Messenger RNA from Phragmites australis (common reed), 1223 nucleotides. RefSeq names its product universal stress protein PHOS32-like. NCBI's taxonomy places the organism in Eukaryota, Viridiplantae, Streptophyta, Magnoliopsida, Poales, Poaceae. The coding region runs from base 136 to 975 and encodes 279 amino acids. The record is from RefSeq and is a predicted model, not a curated record. The transcript has 3 exons.
AUUUGCAGCCAAAACCCUCGCUGUCUCGCCCCCGUCCCCGUCCCCCUCCCAGUGGUCAGAUCGAGCGCAGGCCCGAUUCGAUUCGAGCCGCCGCGGCCGGAAGGAAUCACGCGAACCACCCGGAAGCCCUAGGCGAUGGCGACCCACCCGGCCUCCCCGACCGCGGACGCCGGCGGCGACAGGUCGCCGUCCGGGCCGCCGCCGGUUCGCCUGUCCGCGGCGCAGGCGGUGGCGGCGAUCCAGCCCAACUCGCCGCGGUACUUCUUCUCGUCGCUCGCCGCCGCCAACGCCGCGGCUUCCUCCCCUCACCGCCGCAUCGCCGUCGCCGUCGACCUCUCCGACGAGUCCGCCUUCGCCGUCAAGUGGGCCGUCCAGAACUACCUACGCCCCGGAGACGCCGUCGUGCUGCUCCACGUCCGCCCCACCUCCGUCCUCUACGGCGCCGACUGGGGCUCCAUCCCCGUCUCCGUCGAAGACGACCUCGACGGCGACGCAACCGAGGGCGCCGGGCCGACGCCCGCCGAGGAGCCCGAGGAGGCGAAGAAGAAGCGGGAGGAGGACUUCGACGCCCUCACGUCCACCAAGGCGCAGGACCUCGCACAGCCGCUCGUCGCCGCGCAGAUCCCCUUCAAGAUCCACAUCGUUAAGGACCACGACAUGAAGGAGCGACUCUGCCUCGAGGCCGAGCGCCUCGGCUUGUCCGCUAUGAUAAUGGGCAGCCGGGGCUUCGGCGCCUCGCGCAGGGCCGGGAAAGGCAGGCUUGGGAGCGUCAGUGACUACUGCGUGCACCACUGCGUCUGCCCCGUGGUGGUUGUGCGCUACCCUGACGAUGCCGCGGCAGCAGGUGGAGACGCCCUGGGGGAUGAGCUGCGCACAGUGCCUGAGGAUGAGCCUGUGUAUCAUGAGGCCCCAGAGGGGCAGAAAGCGACCAAGAUGCAUGGACAUCUACACGCAGCCUCUCUUGUUCCCUCAUGAUAUUGAAAAUACCUACUUAAACUUAGAAAAGUGAGUUAACAUGAGUGGAGAAAGCGAGGCUUCCACGGUGGCGAUCCCUAUGCAACAUGAGUGGCUCCUUCGUCCACUCUGCCUUGCAUCUUUGUGUUUGUAUCAGAAGUUGUAGAUUAUGAACUAGUCUUUGUUGCUCUGCUUUGUGACUUUUUUUAUAUUAGUAAAACGGAAACUAUGUUCCUGCGUAUAUGAAUCACUGUAAGCCUGUUUCUGCU